GCGCCGUCCCCGCGUGGGGCCCGGCUCCGGCGCGCGCGGCGCAGAGGCGGCAGGCGGGAGGGGCCAUUCGAGGUCGGGGAGCGGCGCUGCGGGAGGCCCAGCGGCCGGCUACCGGAGACAGGCGCUGGGCCGCGGAGCGCGCCUCUUGGGCUUCUCUCCCCGCUCCUGCGUUCCCCGUCCGCCGCCCCGAGAGGACCCGAGGAGGCAGGUGGCUUUCUAGAAGAUGACCAUAGAGGACCUUCCAGAUUUUCCAUUAGAAGGAAAUUCUCUGAUUGGAAGAUACCCAUUUUUAUUUCAAGGUUCCGAUACACCAGUUAUUUUUUCCAUUUCUGCAGCACCAAUGCCUUCAGACUGUGAGUUUUCUUUCUUUGAUCCUAAUGAUACAUCAUGCCAGGAAAUUCUCUUUGAUCCCAAGACUUCUGUAUCCGAAUUAUUUGCCAUUUUAAGACAAUGGGUUCCUCAGGUUCAGCAAAACAUUGACAUUAUUGGAAAUGAGAUUCUUAAGAGAGGUUGCAAUGUGAAUGACAGAGAUGGGUUGACAGAUAUGACUCUUUUACAUUAUACUUGCAAAUCUGGAGCUCAUGGUAUUGGUGAUGUCGAUACUGCUGUAAAAUUCGCAACUCAGCUUAUUGAUCUGGGAGCGGAUGUUAGUUUGCGAAGUCGCUGGACAAAUAUGAAUGCUUUGCAUUAUGCUGCUUAUUUUGAUGUCCCCGAGCUUAUAAGAGUGAUUUUGAAGACAUCUAAACCAAAAGAUGUGGAUGCCACUUGCAGUGACUUUAAUUUUGGAACAGCUCUGCAUAUUGCUGCAUAUAACUUGUGUGCGGGUACUGUGAAAUGCUUAUUGGAGCAUGGAGCAAAUCCUGCAUUUAGGAACGACAAAGGACAGAUCCCUGCAGAUGUUGUCCCAGACCCGGUUGAAAUGCCCUUAGAAAUGGCCGAUGCUGCGGCAACUGCCAAAGAAAUCAAGCAGAUGCUGCUGGAUGCGGUGCCUCUGUCAUGUGGUCUCUCAAAGCCCUUGCUUCCGAAUUAUGAUCGGGUUACCAGCAAGGCGAUGCUGACGUCACUUGGCCUGAAGUUGGGAGAUCGUGUUGUUAUUGCAGGACAGAAGGUUGGAACAUUAAGAUUUUGUGGAACAACGGAAUUUGCAAAUGGGCAAUGGGCUGGCAUUGAGUUGGAUGAACCAGAAGGAAAAAACAAUGGAAGUGUUGGCAAAGUCCAGUACUUUAAAUGCGCCCCCAAAUACGGAAUUUUUGCACCUCUUUCAAAGAUUAGUAAAGCCAAAGAUCGAAAGAAGAAUAUAGCACACACUCCCUCUGCAAAAGCUGGACCUCUCGUCAGAUCCCAGAAAAUUGAUGUGGCUCAUGUGACAUCGAAAAUAAAUACUGGAUUAAUGACUUCAAAAAAAGAUAGUACUUCAGAAUCAACACUUUCAUUGCCUCCUGGUGAAGAAUUGAAAACUGGAACAGAGAAAGAUGUUACCCUGCUGGGAUCCGUCAGCAGCUCCUCUUCUGCAUCCUCCUUGGAGCCCAAACAGAGCCAGCCCACGAAACUGAGUGCACGUGGCAAUAACAAGAAGACAAUGAGCAAAAGCCCUUCUGUCUCGUCUAGAGCCAGUGCUGGUUUGAAUUCCUCAGCAACAUCUAUAGCAAAUAGUACGAGUUGUGAAGGAGAACUCCGCCUUGGAGAUAGGGUGUUGGUGGUAGGCCAGAGAAUUGGAACCAUUAAGUUCUUUGGGACAACAAACUUUGCUCCAGGCUAUUGGUAUGGAAUAGAGCUUGAGAAACCCCACGGCAAGAAUGAUGGUUCCGUUGGAGGUGUGCAGUAUUUUAGUUGUUCCCCAAGAUAUGGAAUAUUUGCUCCCCCAUCCAGGGUUCAAAGAGUAACAGACUCCUUGGAUACGCUUUCAGAAAUUUCUUCAAAUAAACAGAAUCAUUCUUAUCCUGGUUUUAGGAGAAGUUUCAGUACAACUUCUGCUUCCUCCCAAAAAGAGAUUAACAGAAGAAAUGCUUUUGCCAAGUCCAAGCCCGCGCUGCGCCGCAGCUGGAGCAGCAGCACCACGGGCGGCCUGGAGGGGCGCGUGAAGCUGCACGAGGGCUCCCAGGUCCUCCUCACCAGCUCCAACGAGAUGGGCACCGUCAGGUACGUGGGCCCCACGGACUUUGCCUCCGGGAUCUGGCUUGGACUGGAGCUUCGAAGUGCCAAGGGGAAGAACGACGGGGCCGUGGGAGACAAGCGCUACUUCACCUGCAAGCCCAACCACGGCGUCCUCGUCAGGCCGAGCCGGGUGACCUACCGGGGAAUAAAUGGGGCAAAGCUCGUGGACGAGAACUGCUGAGUUUAACGUCUGCCGUAUCGAGUGAGCUCACGCACACGUGCAGACAUAAUAUAUGCAUAUAUAAUAUACACAGUAUAAGGUAGAGUCCAUGAAAGUUUAUUUAGCCAUUAUUUAGAAUUUCAAAACACAGUUAUCUUCAUAAAAACCAUUACAACAAUGCAGAGAGACUCCUUUAAAAGGCUAGAGGAACUGUGGGACGCACAGUCCUCUUAAACCAAUUUCAAAAUAAGCCUUUUUUUUUUUUAAUUUUUUUUAAAGCUUUAGACCCAAGAAAAAUUCUGAAACUUGGGGCAAAAUGUGCCAUUAGGUGACUGACUGAUGUUGCUGACUCUGUCUCGUUUUUGCACAGAAGGGUGGAUUUUUCAUGCGCCAUAACGGGGAAGAUUUUCACUAACUUUGGGGAACCUAAGGUGUUCUCAUGACCUUUUCCUGUCAAGUGUUUGCAGAGCUUUCCUUUCUCUUUCUGUACCAACGAGCUGUCUGCCUGGGGCAGGUUUUCUGGUCGGGGUAAAGGUGUUUGCCGCCAGUGGCCGAAGCUCCUCUUCUUACCCCGGGCACGGACUGGUUGGCUAUCCCAGCGGAGGCUAGAACAGGGUCUCCCGACCUUGGCUUGGGCUCUUUCCUCUCCACAGAGGGUGUCGUCUCAGAUUUUUCUUCUGUUUUGGUGACUUCCUCAUCCAGGUGGAAGUCGGAAACUCAGUUUCCAGGGUUAUGAAUGCGAGUCAUGAUUAGAACUUUUUGCACCUUAUUGAUUUAACUUCCUUACUGGACAUAGCUAUGAAACACACACAUAGGAAGCACUUUGAAAAGAAAAUAUAAUGCACUUUCCUCUUUGUGGAGAAUUUGCCAUCGUCUCCUCCUGGGAUAUGAAACACAUUAAAAACAUUCUAUUUAGGACACAAGAGCAAAUGAAGAUGUGUUACGAAGAAUGUAGUAGUAAUUCAUUUAAAUGUUUAUGGGUCCUCGAUUUUUUCUUUUAUUAUUCAUAAAGCUGGUGUGUGUUUGCUAUCAUUGCUGUUCUCAUAUCUUUAAUUGUUGCGGAAUUCAGCCUGUUAAAAAGUUGCAGAACUGUAUUAUGCUGUUAUUUUCUUUGUGAGCGCACGUUAACAAACUGAGCUUUGUCAUAAUAGAGCGAUGUCAUAAUGCAGGCGGUUGUGCUGUGGGUACGUAUUGAAGUUUAUGCCUAUAUAUAUAAAGAUUUAUCUUUUAUUGUAGAUAUUUAGACUCUAAACCACCAUAGAAAUAUCAGAACAGUUUGCUUUAUAAGAUUAAAGGCAUCCUUCAGAAUGGAGCUUGCUUUGUGCUUAGAAAUAAUACAUUGAACUAUUUUGCAGUAUACUAUUUAAAAUCUAAACUCCGUUGCUUUGCUGCCUUUUUUAAAAAGUGUGAAAUUUCAAAUAUUACUAGAGCUAUUUUCCUGAAAUACAUUUGCAAAAUAAGGCUGCUUUAUAAUUAAGGAAUAUUUUUGAUCGAAGAAAAUGACUGUACUGUGUUUCAAAAGUAAACUUAUUUUAUUAUACAGUUUAUUUCUUAAAAACUCUAUUUAUACGUUACCAUGAAAUCCAUGACUACACUGAAGCUGGGGGUCCGUAAUUCUUCCUGUUAAAUAUAAAACCCUGUAAGUUAGAAACAGUAAUGCCAACAGUGAAUUUAUUUUGAGGUCAGAGAACCGCUUGUUCUCAUGUUUAGAUUAGAAUCAUUAAAUCCAUGUACUGUGUAUGUCUACAUAUACUGUAUGUCAAAUGAGGUGUUUCCAGUUGUGUUUUGCUUACGUCAUUCAAAGAUCACUUCUUGAGCAUUAACAAUAAAAAGGGACGCUGUUUUGGUUUGGAAUGUUGUCAUCGACCCUGCCUGCAACUCUCCUUUUCUCAGGCACUCAGAGCACACAUGCUUUUGUAUUUAGCUUUUUUUUUUUUUUUCUUACAGUGAUGAGUUGGCUUUGUCUCAUCCCUCUAUGUAGAGUCUUAAAGGCACCCUGCUUCUAUUCCGCAAAUAAAGUGAUGUUUUCAGGCACCCUCCUCUUGUAUUGUUUUGAUGGACAGAGAGCUAUUUAAGAAAAAGAAUGUCUUUCUGUGGUUUUCUAGAACUGCUUCAUUAUCUUUUAUACCGGUGGGAUUUCGCUUGUUUAUUUAGGGGGGUAUAGAACACUUUGUGUUUAUAGAUUAAAAAAGAAUAUAUAAACAAGGAUCUACAUUCUACUAAAAGGCUUUGUUUCUGUA
This is a messenger RNA of Sus scrofa (pig), 4554 nucleotides long. It is a transcript of the gene CLIP4, whose product is annotated as CAP-Gly domain containing linker protein family member 4. Gene Ontology annotation, cellular component: cell cortex; microtubule plus-end; nucleus. The record is from RefSeq and is a predicted model, not a curated record. NCBI's taxonomy places the organism in Eukaryota, Metazoa, Chordata, Mammalia, Artiodactyla, Suidae. Gene Ontology annotation, molecular function: microtubule plus-end binding. Gene Ontology annotation, biological process: cytoplasmic microtubule organization.